Messenger RNA from Hemicordylus capensis (graceful crag lizard), 749 nucleotides. It is a transcript of the gene CIB4, whose product is annotated as calcium and integrin binding family member 4. Gene Ontology annotation, molecular function: calcium ion binding. The record is from RefSeq and is a predicted model, not a curated record. The transcript is spliced from 7 exons. Lineage: Eukaryota; Metazoa; Chordata; Lepidosauria; Squamata; Cordylidae. The coding region runs from base 27 to 575 and encodes 182 amino acids.
GCCAUCGACAUUCCAGGCAGGAGAAUAUGGGCCAGUGUACAAGUCAUUCUAUGAAGAAAGACGAGCUUGAAGAAUAUCAGGUUCUGAUGUUUCUCACCAAGGGAGAAAUCCUACGUAUCCACGAUGCUUUCUGUAACUCGUGUCCCCAAGGAAAGGAUUACAGACAAGCGAAACUCACCACGGAGCAGUUGUGCACCUGGCCGCAGCUGAAGGUCAAUCCCUUCAAGGACAGGAUCUGCAAGGUGUUCUCCACGGAUGGCUACUUCACCUUUGAGGACAUCCUGGGGAUGGCGUCUGUCUUCAGCGACCUGGCCUGUCCCAGCCUGAAGAUCGAGUAUGCUUUCCGGAUCUACGAUUUCAACGACGAUGGCUUUAUCGAUGAAGAUGACCUCCAAAGUGUUAUCCGCAGAAUGCUCAACGGAAAAAGUCUCAGCGAAGAAGAGACUGUGUCCCUGGCCAGCCAUAUUCUGGAGGAGGCCGACCUGGAUAACGACGGGAUGCUGUCCCUGGCAGAGUUUGAACACGCCAUGGCCAAGUCUCCGGACUUCCUACACUCCUUUAGGAUCUGCUUCUGAGGAAGGGGCAGGACGACAGCCGGACACAAGAUGCGGGCAGCUUGUGAGCAAAGAGGUCCUUCCCGAGACCCCCUCCUCCAGCAGCCUCCAGCAUGGAUGUUGAGGGAGGGAAACCACACAGCCUAUGUAUUUUUCAGCAGAAGUGGGAAUAAAAAGGAAAGGGGAAGGAGAGCA